This is a messenger RNA of Colletotrichum karsti, 462 nucleotides long. RefSeq names its product Bys1 family protein. NCBI's taxonomy places the organism in Eukaryota, Fungi, Ascomycota, Sordariomycetes, Glomerellales, Glomerellaceae. Bases 1 to 462 code for a protein of 153 amino acids. The record is from RefSeq and is a predicted model, not a curated record. The transcript has a single exon.
AUGCAACUCAAAUCCCUCCUCCCCCUCCUCGCCGCCGCCUCCCCCGCCGCGGCCCUCGGCAAAGCCACCGUCGUGAACAACUGCGCGACCGAAGUCUCCCUCUGGUCCGUCGGCUCCUCGGCGGUCUCCGCGGGCGCGCUCUCCCCGCGCGGCGGCUCCUACGCCGAGACCUUCGUCCGGGACGCCGUGACGGGGGGCAAGACGCUGAAAGUCACGCGCGCGCGCGACGGGCUGUUCACGGGGGCGCCGCAGCUGAAUUUCGCGUACAACCUCGACGGCGCGCAGGUGUGGUACGAUCUCAGUACCGUGUUCGGGGACGCGUUUCAGGGGAACAAGGUCGUGGUGGCGAGUCGGGCGGCGACGUGUCCGAGGAUUGAAUGGGGAGCCGGUACGAAUCCGGGGGGGAGCCAGGUUAAGGUGUGUACGAGCGAGCAGGAUGUUGUUUUGACGCUUUGUGCUUAG